Cryptomeria japonica (Japanese cedar) is the source of this 3264-nucleotide messenger RNA. RefSeq names its product LRR receptor-like serine/threonine-protein kinase GSO2. Gene Ontology annotation, molecular function: ATP binding; protein kinase activity; receptor serine/threonine kinase binding. The transcript has 3 exons. Gene Ontology annotation, biological process: protein phosphorylation. The record is from RefSeq and is a predicted model, not a curated record. NCBI's taxonomy places the organism in Eukaryota, Viridiplantae, Streptophyta, Pinopsida, Cupressales, Cupressaceae. The coding region runs from base 1 to 3264 and encodes 1087 amino acids.
AUGGGUAGUUAUCAUGGAAGUUGUCAUGGAAAGACAAAAGAAAUGGACAAAAAGGGCAAGAAAAUGGAAUUUGCCAGAGACUCGUGGGAUGGCGUCAAUUGCAUAUCAACAUCAACAUCACGUAACGUUAUUUCAAUCAUUCUGCCCACCCGCAACCUAUCUGGCCAUCUUUCUUCCAUAAUUGGGGAGCUUAGCCGGUUGGAGAAGUUGGACCUAUCUGGCAACAGAUUAUAUGGACAUGUUCCUCCUGAAUUGGGAAACUGCACACGCCUUCAGCACCUUAAUCUCUCAAGUAAUUUUUGCAGUGGUGUCAUCCCGUCAACCCUGGUCAACUGCAGCCUACUUACUUUUCUCGACCUCAGCUCAAAUAAUAUCUGCGGUUUCAUUCUUCCAGAGCUUGCGGAGUUGUCCAAUCUGUCCGAGCUUCAUUUAUAUUCUAACAAUCUUUCUGGACCAGUGCCUGCAUCUCUUGGUAAGCUUGGCAAUCUUCAAUUUUUAAAAGUAGGCAAUAACCGCUUUUCUAGUUCCUUACCACCUGAAAUUACUAACUGCUCAAAGCUUAAGUAUGUCAGCUUUGCCUCGUCCAAUCUGAAAGGCACAAUUCCAAGGGAAAUUGGCAAAUUGCAAUGGCUGGAAGAGCUAUAUCUUUUUGAUAACCAAUUGAAUGGUUUUAUCCCUCCAACUGUUGGGAAUUGCAGGGCUCUGCUAGUGUUUUCUGUUUUUGAAAACAAUAUAGAAGGUCCCAUUCCAAGAGAGUUUGGCCUUCUCAGACGCCUCCAAACUUUAUGGUUGUACAAGAAUCUUCUUUCAGGGCUUCUUCCCGCUCAAUUGGGCAACAUGUCAAUGUUACAAGAUAUAGACGUGUCUUCUAACAAUCUUGUUGGAGGUUUACCGGAAGCAAUCGGUAGGUUGAAAAAUCUGAGUUUUCUAAGCCUUCACAGCAAUAGUAUUUCUGGCAGGGUUCCCGCUUCGUUGGGAAAUCUUACAAACUUACAAUUAUUAAAUUUCCAAAAAAACCAGUUGAGCGGAACACUGCCGGAAGCGAUGGGUACUCUUCCAAAUUUGGUUAAAAUCUCCAUUAGUAGCAACAGAUUGGAGGGUCGGUUGCCUGCUUCCAUAGGAAAUUUCAGCGAUUUGGAGAUUUUGGAUGCGUAUUCCAAUCGACUAAGCGGGGAAUUUCCUCCUGGAUUAUGUAGGGCUAAGCAACUAAGGGUUCUCACCCUUUUCGACAAUCUCCUGGUAGGAAAUAUCUCCUUGCUUUUGAAGGAUUGUAUUUCAUUGGAAAGAGUUCGGCUGCAAAAUAACCACUUCACAGGCCACAUUCCUUCAGAUAUCUCAAAAUUGUCUGGUCUGGCUUACCUGGAGCUGUCCUUCAACAGGCUUGAUGGAGAAAUACCUGGGGAGAUAGGCCAACUCAAGAACCUCACCAAUCUUAUUCUUUGUGGGAACUACUUAAGUGGAUCUAUUCCUCCUGAAAUUGGGGAUCUCAGAAACCUGGGGAGGCUCAAUUUGAGUAUUAACAAUCUCAGCGGAAAUAUUCCUUCCCAAGUCGGAAGCCUCAUGAGAUUAGAAGGUCUAGAUCUCAGCCGCAACUCACUUGAAAGUGCUAUUCCUCAACAUCUCGGCGCUAAUUUUUCUGAGCUGUUCACCUUAAAGUUAAGUUUCAACAAUUUGAGUGGAAGUAUUCCGGCAUCUCUGGGAGAUUGUUCGAGUUUGAUAGAAUUAGAUCUGUCUCGAAACCGACUUGAGAAAUUGAUUCCAAGGGAAAUAGGGAAGCUAGUGCAUCUGUCAACUGGAUUGGAUCUCAGUUGGAACAGACUAUCUGGGUCUCUUCCACCGGAGAUAGGAAAUCUGCCGCUUCUUGAAUCAUUAGACGUCUCCCACAACCAGCUCUCUGGUUCUCUUACGCCGGCGAUUGGAAAUCUGCUGCUGCUUGCAUCAAUAGACGUCUCCCACAACCAACUAUCUGGUCAGAUUCCACAGGCCUUGUCAAGGUUAGUACUUCUUUCCAAAGUCAAUUUUUCAUUCAAUCGAUUCACGGGCCAAAUUCCAGCUCUGAAAGCUUUCUCUAAGGGCGCCUUUGAUGGUAACGACGGUCUGUGUGGUGCACCCACUUCCAAUCCCUGCUUGGAAAGUAGAAAUAGUAGUAGCAACGACAAAAGUUUGGGGAGAGGCGGUGUGGCAGGAAUUGUUAUUGCCGGAUUGGCUAGUAUUACCCUCGUAAUAAUAGCCCUUGUAUAUUACCGGAGAGAGCCAAUUGCACAAGAUGAAGAAUCAAAUAAAGAGGAGGAUACAAGCGAUGAAUCUCUCAGCAUAGUGGAGGUGGACAUUGCUGCAGGUUACAAGCACAGGAUUACAUAUCAAGAAAUUUUAAACGCUACGGAAGAAUUCAGUGAUAAAUAUUUAAUUGGCUCUGGUACCUCUGGUAGAGUGUACAAGGUUCUUCUGACGGAAGCUGAGAACGGCCUGGUAAUAGCUGCAAAGGUCUUGAGAUUGCAGGAGGAAGGGAGAAGUACUUUUAUGAGAGAGAUAGAUGCCCUCAAGUUCGUCCGCCACAGAAACAUUGUUCGUUUUCUUGGGUUCGUGUCUGGGGACAGCAUCAACAUGGGCAUUCUGCUUUUACAAUACAUGGCAAAGGGUUCUUUGAGGGAAGCACUAAAAUCCCAGAAACUGGGGUUGGAGUUUCGAUGGAAUAUAGUGUUGGGAGUGGCGCAGGCUCUGAAAUAUUUGCACCACGACUGCGCUCCUCCAAUCGUACACCGUGACCUUAAAUCGGCGAACAUUUUGCUGGACGAUGAAUACGUAGCACAUGUAGCUGACUUCGGCCUCGCAAAAUUCCUCUAUUCAGAAGGCCAAACCAGUAGCUCCUCCCUUUACGUUGGCACUCAUGGUUAUAUGGCUCCAGAAUGCGGCUACGGAGUUGGGCAUUCCACGAAGCAAGAUGUGUUCAGCUUUGGAGUUGUGCUGCUAGAGCUUGUUACCGCCAAAGCAGCCAUCGUGGAUGAGGAAGGAGGAGGAGGAGAAAGCAGAGGUUUGGCUGAAUGGGCUGCUAUCAUGAGAAAGAAAGAUGGCCACGCAGUCCUCGAUUUAAUCGAUGCGGAGCUGGUAAAUGAUUAUGAAAAAUGUAGAGAUGAAAUUGAGAAAGUGAUAGAGAUUUCCCUCCUCUGCACUCGACCGUCGCCAAGAGAGAGGCCAUCCAUGCGAAGAGUAGUGGACUUGCUUUCUCCUCCAUCUACGCUGGUAGUAGAAUAUGCCUCUGUUUAG